This is a messenger RNA of Carassius auratus (goldfish), 1882 nucleotides long. RefSeq names its product cell wall protein DAN4. Lineage: Eukaryota; Metazoa; Chordata; Actinopteri; Cypriniformes; Cyprinidae. The coding region runs from base 602 to 1882 and encodes 426 amino acids. The record is from RefSeq and is a predicted model, not a curated record. The transcript has 3 exons.
GUCAACCCUGCACAGAGCUUCCCAUUCGAGCCUGGCUUCCCUUUUUUUACUUCAGCCUCAGAUAAUAAUUCAUACCAUAACCUAACACUUUUGGCACAUUUUUUUUAUCAUCUUUUGGCUGCAGCCUCUCUCAGAUGCAAGCAGUGAUGUGACAUCUUCAGAGGGUGGAGAAAUGAAAGAGGGCAUGUAGGAGUGAGAGAGGAAGAGAAAUUUACAGGAUAUCGGUGUGCUCUGCAUGCAGGAGUGUGUACGUGUAGUUUGGUCUUGGAGGUGUUGGAGUGUGCAGUGUCUUUUCUCAGAGGCAUGAAGCUGGAAUCGCACAUGCUACACUGAGAGAGAGAGACAGAGAAAAGGAAAAAGAAGAAGGAACAGGCCUGUGUAAAACUUCCGGCCCAGAUUCACCCAAGAUUACCUCUGUAAAACACCAACCACACAAGGAACAAGUAAAAAAGAUGAAUUUUUUUCUGCCAACAGUUUCCCCUUAAAAUAUAGUCAACAGUUUUUGAGGCAAAAAUUGUUUCUCCAGAGACAAUAUCAGGUCACCUGAACACUUAGGUUGCCCAAACACUGAAAUUGUUUUAGGAAGCUUCUAGUUUGAGUGAUGUUUUCAGGCAGAAUGCUCACUAGGAGGCUUGUUUUGGGUAAUUUGCUUCUGUUUCUAGCUCUCGGACUCAGUUUCAAGUCCACUAAUGCACAAGAGACAACAACAGAGAUAAAUGAAAAGACCACCAUCAUCCCAUUACCAAAAAAUGACACUAUGGAGUCAUUGUUAAGUUCUGAAAUCACCAGCGCCGCACCUGAAUAUACAGUUACUCAACUACAGACAGAAGCGGAUCUGGAUAAUCCAGAAACAACACUUAUUAAUGACACAAACACCAUGUUUGAGGAACCAACAGGUGAGAGUACUCCACCACUGAGUACUAAACAAACAUCACCAGAAUCUGUUCCUGAAUCAACAAUUGUACAAACGAAGCUGACCUCAGUGACCACCCCAACUUUGUCCACCUCUACUUUGUCCACCUCUACUUUGUCCACCUCUACUUUGCCUGUUAAUGUGGAAACAACAGUGAUUGAACAGAUAACUUCAGACACCCCAAGCACAAAUCAGUAUGAAACAACUGUUGGCUUCACCUCUCCCGAGUCGACCAGUCCUACAGAACGUCCUACAGAUGAACUCACCACAGCAGCUGUGGCCAUGACUACUGAUUCAUCAGAAGCCCUCAAUACUACAUCCAUCCUGACCACACCACCUGCAGACUGGACUGAGUCUCCAUCCACCAUCUCCUACCCCGUGGACAACAGCACUGAAACCUCCACCACAACUUCAUCAACAUCACCAUCAGCAUCAACAUCAGCAUCAGAAUCACCAUCAAUAUCAGCAUCAGCAUCAACAUCAGCAUCAAUAUCAGCAUCAACAUCAGCAUCAGAAUCACCAUCAAUAUCACGGCGAAGGAAAACCGCCUCAAGGAAUUUCAGCCCCAUGUACACGAAUGGACAAAGUAAACGGGUCAAAAAGAAAAAAGGGGUGGAGGAUGAUGCGUGGGCGGGGCCCGUCAGAAUGGAGGUGGGGAAUGAAUGUGACGCUUUGGUACAGGAGGGUCUAAUGUCUAAUAAUGGGAAACAGGAUGGAGAUGAUAUGGUGUUCAGCACAUUCACUGUUCUGGAUGCAGGACAUGCAUCUAAUGGUCUAGUGGGUGGGGGCGGUCCCACGGAGGCUGAGAAACUGGACGAGGAGGAGCCUCUGUUUUACAUAGAUGAGGAUGUGGAUGAAGACAAGACUGGACAAACACUGGAAGAGAGCGAGAAACAGAAUAGAGUUGAAAAAAGGGAAGUGAAGAAGAUGAGCGAAGGAGAAACGUUCUGUCUCACCACAGCUGUCUGA